Cimex lectularius (bed bug) is the source of this 489-nucleotide messenger RNA. RefSeq names its product protein BRICK1 (gene HSPC300). Gene Ontology annotation, cellular component: SCAR complex. The transcript has a single exon. Gene Ontology annotation, molecular function: protein-containing complex binding. Bases 99 to 332 code for a protein of 77 amino acids. Lineage: Eukaryota; Metazoa; Arthropoda; Insecta; Hemiptera; Cimicidae. The record is from RefSeq and is a predicted model, not a curated record. Gene Ontology annotation, biological process: cell motility; actin filament organization; regulation of actin polymerization or depolymerization.
AACAUUAGUCAUUGCUUAUCAACCUGUUUUAUACUGUUUACUGUAUUUUUUCCAGUUAGUUUGUCUGAUGUGAAAAAAUCAAAGGACCCGGAAAGAAGAUGAUGGCCACUGGACAUUCGGAAGCCAUCCAGAAGCAGAUUCAGCAGGACUGGGCCAACCGGGAGUACAUCGAGGUGAUCACAGUGAGCAUCAAGAAGAUCACAGACUUCCUCAACUCGUUCGACAUGUCGUGCAGAUCGCGGCUGGCAGCCCUCAACGAAAAGUUGACCACCUUGGAAAGGAGGAUCGAAUACUUGGAAGCGAGGGUCACCAAAGGCGAGACGCUCACAUAGAAUGGGAUCUCAACUUUCUGUCAGUCACUGACAGCUCAUAAACAUUCAACUAUUAUCACUGAUGAACAUAAUGCAUUUGUAGUUUGAAGCGCAUUUAUAAUAAUGUAUUUUGUGUAUAAUUUUAUUAUUAAUAUAAAACCAUAUUAAACUAUUGUUA